Messenger RNA from Paramecium sonneborni, 1577 nucleotides. Lineage: Eukaryota; Ciliophora; Oligohymenophorea; Peniculida; Parameciidae. The record is from the annotation of a GenBank genome assembly.
AUGCAAAAUAAUUUGUUAGAUUAUAAAUUAGAUGAAUAAUCUAUAAGAAAAAUAAUAGACAAAGAAAUAAAUGUAAAAUCAAAUAGUUUAUUUGAUCCUAAUACUUAUUUUUCUUAGUUUUAAAAUUUAGCUUAGGAUAGUUUGUUGAAAUGUGAAAAAGCAUCACCACAUAAAGGUGAAGGAGAGUUGAUUGAAUGUAUAAAAUUAUAUUCAAUAGAGUUAAGGCAUAAGUUAUAAGUUAAGAUAAAGUAAUUGAAGCUAUUAGAGCUGCAAAUUUUGUAGAAAUUUAGAAAGUGAACUCACGAUUCAUUAGGUUACUUAAAGAAAUCUUAAAAUAAAUAGAAGAUCGAUUGGGAGAUUUAUUUAAGAAUGAAUAUUUAAAAUUAUGGUUGGAAUGGUAAAGUUUAAAGAUGGCAUUAUAAGAAAAAGAAGUAAAAUUGAAAAAUUCAGAAAUGUCAUUAUAAUUACAGGAAUAAGAAUUAAUUUAAAUAAGAACUAAAUUUACAGCAUAAACUACUUUUGUGACUUUGAAUAAGGAGCUUUAAACAAAUUGUUAAAAUUUAGAGAAGGAAAAUACUCAAUAGAAAGAGAAUUUAAAGAAUCUUAAUGAAUAUUGCAAUGAAUUAAAACAGAAAAAUAACGAACUUGAAUAAAUAUAAAAAAAGUUUGAGUAUUAAUAUGAGGAUGCAAAAGAAAAAUUAGUAUAAGCAUAAAAAAAAUUAGAAGACACUUAAAAAAAAUUAGAAGAGGCAAAAGAAAAAUAUCAAGAAGAGAUAAAUCAGCCGAAGUAUUUAGAAUAAAAUUUAUUGAGGGCAAAUAAAGAUCUUAUUGAAUAUAAUAAUCAAUUAGCAUUAUAAUUAGAUAAGUAAAGGAAUAUACAUGAAAUGCAAAAUUAGAGAAAGAACGAUUUGGCUGAUUAAGUUAGAUAUUGGAAAUCUACACAUUAAUAAAGAUUAAUGGAUUUGUAAUAGUCAGAAUAAAAAAUAGGUUCAUAAAAAGAUUAUCUCUUUAGAUACAGAAGAGAAGUAUAAGACUUAAAAAGGUUUAAAUUAUAUAGUGAAGAAGCUUAAUAGGAAUUAUUGAAUAAUAGAUAAACAGUUCAUUUAUUAAAUUAACAGACAGAACAAAUAAGAUUCAAUUAUGAAAAUGCUAUUCAAUAAAAUUUAAAUAUCCAAACUGAGAAGACAGAAAAUCUUAAUUAGAUAUUAUUACGAAAUGCUGCAUUAAUUAAAAAGGCUAAUAAUGAAACUAAUGUUUUUUAUGAGUAGCCAUAAAAAUAUAAAUUUGAUUUUCACAGUGUUAAAAAGAUAACUCAACCAUUUGUAGAUGAAUUAUCUUAAUUUGUUGUUAGUCAUACUAAAGUAUCAAGGUAAUCACAAACUAAAACUAGAAGUGUAAGUGAAAAUAAAAAUUCUUAAUCAGAAACAGAUACAUCAAAAAAUAAUAUAGGAAUAUAAGAAUUGGAAAUACCAACCCUAUUUACUGAGGAUAAAUUCAAUUAAUUCAAUUUUAAUUUUGUAUAAAAAUAUCCUUCAACUCAAUAUAAAAGAAUAAAAAGAUAAAAUACAGAAAAUUGA